Messenger RNA from Torulaspora globosa, 1401 nucleotides. RefSeq names its product Jip5p (gene JIP5). The transcript has a single exon. Gene Ontology annotation, biological process: positive regulation of transcription by RNA polymerase I; rRNA processing. Gene Ontology annotation, cellular component: nucleolus. Lineage: Eukaryota; Fungi; Ascomycota; Saccharomycetes; Saccharomycetales; Saccharomycetaceae. Bases 1 to 1401 code for a protein of 466 amino acids. Gene Ontology annotation, molecular function: protein binding. The record is from RefSeq and is a predicted model, not a curated record.
AUGAGCAUUCGUUCAGCUGGCGGACGGCCGAUGGGCAAGAAGAGCAAGUUACCGAUGAGCGCCGUGGAGGAGCCGCUGGCGGAAUGGCGGUUUCCGCAGCCGGUUUUCCAGAUGGUGCUGCACCCUGAGAGACCGAUGCUGCUGUGCGGGCUGGCAGACGGGCACGUCUACUGCUACUCAUACGAUGCGGCGCGGUUGCAGCAGACAUUGGCAGAGAACAAGAAGCAGCGAGACAGAGACGGGCAGCAGAGCUUGUGGACGUGUGUGGAGGCAGGAGACGAGGAGUCGCCGGAGGGCGUCCGGCUGGAGUGGCGGACCAGGAGACACCGGGGCAGCGUGAGGUGCAUGUGUCUGGACGCAGACGGCACGUACGUGUACUCUGUCGGGACGGACAACGUGUUGAAGAAGGCGCGCAGUGAUACGGGGAAGGUUGUGCAGAAGGUGACGCUCAGAGAGCAGACGUGCGGGUUCACCAAGAUGGCCAAGUCUGCCACACACGCGUAUCUGUUGCUCGGCGACGAGGACGGCAACGUGACGGUGGUGAACAGCGAGACGCUGAAACGAACCAACAGGAUCGUGAAGAUUCACGGCGGCGACGCGAUCAACGACAUCUUUCAGUUCGCGAAGCGGUCUGUUCACAAGUACAUCUCGCUGGGCCAGACAACGCUUGCGUACUGGGACGCCAGGGAGUGUGGCGACGACGACGCGAAGCGGAAGGUGGUCGUGAGCGACAACCAGGAGGACGAGAUGCUCUGCGGCGCGUUUGUGGACCCCGAGGCCGGCGACACCGUGGUGUGCGGCAUGGGGGAGGGCGUUUUGACCGUUUGGAAACCGAACAAGAACGAUCUCGAGGACCAAAUGAACCGAAUUAAGAUUUGCCAGAACGAAAGCGUCGACUGCGUCGUGCCGACGCUGCAGGACGACGACGCCGUGUGGUGCGGCUGCUCCGACGGCAAAAUAUACAAGGCGGACGUCAAGCGCGGGCGGGUGGUCGAAGUGAGAACGCAUAGCGACGACGACGAGGUGACGUUCAUCGACCUCGAUUACGAGUACAGGGUCGUUUCCGGAGGCAUGGACAAGAUCGUGCUAUGGCAAUCGAUCGAUGAAAAGGACGCGUCAAGCUCUGAAAGUGACGCAGAGCAGGCGCCGACCGCUGAAAGCGAUAAUGAUGUGUCAAGCGACGCGGAGAUCACGGACGAUUCGAGCUCCGACAGCGAGGACGGCACCGUCUUGGUUGGGCUGUCCAGAGAAGAACUGAUUGCAGAACUUGACAAGGACUUGGCUGGAGACGACACUGACGAACAGAAGCCUGAGGAGCCCCGGAAAAACAAGAACAAAAAGCGGAAACUGGCUGGGAAGCAGGCCAGCUCACAUGGAAUAGCGAAGUUCGAGGGUUUGUAG